Diutina rugosa is the source of this 1290-nucleotide messenger RNA. RefSeq names its product Lem3p (gene LEM3). Lineage: Eukaryota; Fungi; Ascomycota; Pichiomycetes; Serinales; Debaryomycetaceae. Bases 1 to 1290 code for a protein of 429 amino acids. The transcript has a single exon. The record is from RefSeq and is a predicted model, not a curated record. Gene Ontology annotation, cellular component: endoplasmic reticulum; Golgi apparatus; plasma membrane.
AUGCCUCUUCGAAGCCGCCGGGACGACACCGACAUCCCGCAAAGUGAAGGGGUGCCUUACAACGACAACCAUGUCACCAUCGACGGGGCGCUUGAUCCGAACCGCGAAGCGGAAGACUCCAUGGACGACGACGACGAUGAUUCAUUGCAAACGACCAAAGAGUUGAAGCUUAAGCUGCAUCGCCCCCCGAACAAUGCCUUUACUCAACAGAGACUCAAGGCGGUGAACCCGGUGUUGACUGCACGCACAGUGAUCCCCUUGUUAUUUGCCAUCGCCAUCGUGUUCGUGCCGUUGGGGGCCGCCAUGUGGUACGCCCUGCACGUCGUUCAGGACAUCGAAAUCGACUACACCUACUGUGAAAACAUCACCAACACCGACUACUGGGCGGAGAUCCCCGGAAACUAUACGUUCCGCUUCAAAAACAACGCCAGUGUGGUGCCGCCGGUGUGGAAAUUGGACCACGACCCUCAGUGGGGUGAUGACGAAGCUGAAAACAAGAUAUGCCGGAUCCAAUUCCAGGUGCCGGUGGCGAUGGACCCUCCCAUUUUGUUCUUCUACAAGCUCAAGAACUUCCACGCCAACCACCGCCGUUACGUCAAGCUGUUCUCCGAAGAUCAAAUCAAGGGUAAGGCGGCCGACCUUUCGAAGAUUAGAGAUCAAGUGGGUCAAAAUUGCAAGCCGCUUGUUACCAAUGCCGAAGGUAAGAUCUACUACCCCUGUGGGUUGAUCGCUAACUCUAUGUUCAACGACACCUAUUCACCUCAACUCACGGCUGUCAAUGGUACUACGACGCUGUACCCUCUUACCAAUAAGGGUAUUGCGUGGCUGUCGGAUAAGAACCGGUUCAAGAAGACGACUUAUCCCCUCGACCAGAUUGUGCCUCCUCCUAAUUGGCACAAGGUUUACCCCGAUGGCUACAAUGAAAGCAACAUUCCUGACAUUCAACAAUGGGAAGAAUUUCAAAACUGGAUGUCUGCUGCCGGGUUGCCUACCUUCAACAAAUUAGCGUUGCGGAAUCCCGAAAAGACGACGUUGCAGCCGGGUUUCUACGAGGUGGCCAUCGGUAUGCACUGGCCAGUACAGAUGUUCAAAGGUCACAAGUACAUCUACAUUUCGACCCGUUCUGCCAUCGGCGGUAAGAACAUCUUUUUGGGGGUGGUGUGGAUGGCUGGCGGUGGUCUCUGCUUCUUGUUGGCGUUAGGGUUGUUGAUCGUGAACUUCAUUAAACCCCGUAGAGCCGGUGACCCCAACUUGCUCCUGUGGAACAAAGCCGCCAUCAAGCAAGAGUAA